AAGGUAACAAUACCAACAGUAACAUUUAUUUUACAUUCGUCUACCAAAGAUUCUGCCACCGUCAAUGACCAGUCACCAUAACAACUAUGGAUUGGACGACUUAAAAUAUCUAGUAAUGUUUUCCCAAAAAUUUAAAUACUUAGGCUUCCUUACGGUAGCCAGCAGUCAAUCAUGUGUUGGUACUAGUGACUUAAGAGUGACGUACUUUCUAUAAAUAAAGAACAAUAAUGUUACAGUAAAUUACAGCAGUCUAUCAUUUUCUUAAACACAAUUUUAUGAAGAUUUGAGAGAGUGACGCUAUAGUAAAUAAUUACCAAUUUUUGUAGCUGGUUUUUGACUAAAACUGACUUCAACUCUCAUUUAGUUUCAAGCAUUUUGGCAAUAAUCGUCUAUAAAUUCUCUAAUUUGAUUAAUUUUCACAAUAAUAGUUUAACUUUAGAUUUUUUGUCAUUCGCUAUAAAAAAUUCGGUGACCGCCGAAUAAGAUUAUUUUUAACUCUCACUGUUGUAAUAAAUUCCCCCAACACAUUUUAAAAACGAUUAAUGUUACUUACGCCAAUAUAUACGACUUUUUUGUCCAUUUAUGGUUAAUCCAUCUUAUGCUGAAGUAGUGUCAUUAAAUUUUCCAACACAUCUCCAUAAAAUUACAUGAAACUGAAAAUAUUUUUUGUUCUUUAUUGUAGCUAAGGUCCAAGACUAGAUAAAUCAUAAUCCCAGAUUUGUAUUUGUUUUCAAACAGUAUGUUGAGAACGAGAGACACGUUUAUAAAAGUUGUGUUAUUUCAUUUAAUUUUAACGAUCACUAGUCUACAUUUAUUCCUUUUGUUAUUUUAAAUACUACAAAAUUGUUAAUUAUGUAAAUGGUUUAUUAUUUUUCGAUAAGAGUAUGUUGCUGUUACGUCAUAAACAAAUCUAAAUUAUUAUUACGUUACUUAUGUGUAGACAGUUAACAUGUUAAACAAGAUAAAUAAAUCAGUGGGUGAUUGCGAUACAUCGAUUUUAUAUUAUUUUCAACCUUGCACUCUAAAUUAAACAAAUCCACUCAACACUGACAACGAGUGGACACUUUCAUCGGUCAAAGAUCUUGUUUCAUUUCAACUUUGUUAUUCAUCUGCUCUAUCUUAUUUGCUGAAGCUAUGUUGGUCUUCGUAGAGCUAGUGCUUCUUCUUGUAGUACCAAUCGCAAUUGCGAAAAUAUAUUGUAUACUGACGCAUAGGAAUUGCAACAGCAAAGUAUGUCUUGUCGGGAAAACCGCGUUGGUUACAGGAGGUUAUUCAGGUAUUGGGUACCAAAUUGUCUUGGCAUUGGCUCAAAGAGGAUGCAGGGUUAUCAUAGCUGAUAAAUCACAAGACCAAAAUUUAUUGGAGAAGAUUUACGAGGAAACUAGAAGUAGGAACAUUGUCUGUAAAUAUGUAGAUCUGUCCUCAUUCAAGUCUGUCAGGGAGCUGGCGUAUAAUGUGAUAAAAGAUGAAGGAAAACUGGAUAUAUUGAUAAACAACGCAGGGAUUGGAAGGAACGUGUCGUCAGUUACUGAAGACGGUUUGGACAUAACCAUGCAGGUGAACUACUUCAGUGCGUUUUUGCUGACCAGAUCACUGGAAGAUCUAUUGAAGAAAACUGGAGGCCGGAUAAUAUUCACUGGUUCAGGAAGCAGCCACAUUCACAACUUCACCAUAGACAGGCUGAAACCAGACGGAUCGGAAUCCUUCACUUUUUACACUUACUUCAAUUCUAAAUUAUGCUUGAUAAUGAUAUCGGAUACGUUUGCGGAAAGACUGAAGGGAUAUGGGGUAACCAGCAACGCUUAUCAUCCUGGACUAGUCCGCACUAAUAUAUUCAGAAGCGGUAUUAAUCUCGAAGGAACAAUUAAUAAGGGUUGGUUUACGAUAAAGUUCCUGGAGUACAUGUCAUUUGUAGUGGGAAAGACAGCUGAGGAGGGUGCUCAGACAGCCAUUCACUUAGCCUGUUCGAAUGAAGUGGAAGGUGUGACUGGAGGGUACUUCUUUGAAACGAAACCAACCUUCAGGCCCAAAAUAGUCCACGACAAGAAAAUGUGCAACGACCUCUGGGAAGCGACAGAGGAAAUCGUGAAACAAAAGCUGUCCUAAUUAUUAUUAUAUACGAGUAGUUUUAGCUGUUAUUUGUGGUAAUGCAAGAAAUAAAAACAAACAUUUUUUUGUUGAAGAAAAUAAACGAAGAUAAAACCUUUUCAUUUUCUUGUAUUUGGAAUGCAAAUAUUAAGAAAUAAUAGAACAAAUCCAACCUUCAUCAUCAAAAAAACGUCAUCCGAUGAUUC
Anoplophora glabripennis (Asian longhorned beetle) is the source of this 2294-nucleotide messenger RNA. Its product is annotated as retinol dehydrogenase 13-like. Lineage: Eukaryota; Metazoa; Arthropoda; Insecta; Coleoptera; Cerambycidae. Bases 1135 to 2106 code for a protein of 323 amino acids. The transcript is spliced from 4 exons. The record is from RefSeq and is a predicted model, not a curated record.